This is a messenger RNA of Ostrinia nubilalis (European corn borer), 5073 nucleotides long. Its product is annotated as lysosomal alpha-mannosidase-like. Gene Ontology annotation, molecular function: alpha-mannosidase activity; carbohydrate binding. The coding region runs from base 54 to 4076 and encodes 1340 amino acids. The transcript is spliced from 28 exons. NCBI's taxonomy places the organism in Eukaryota, Metazoa, Arthropoda, Insecta, Lepidoptera, Crambidae. The record is from RefSeq and is a predicted model, not a curated record. Gene Ontology annotation, biological process: mannose metabolic process. Gene Ontology annotation, cellular component: lysosome.
GUCCUCUGACAAGAGAGGGAGCGCUGAACGUCCAUCUCAUUCCUCACUCACACAUGGACGCUGGUUGGGUGAAGACCUUUGACGAAUAUUACUAUGGAACUCGAACUACCGUGAGCUCAGCAAAUGUCCAGCUUAUCUUCCAUUCUGUUCUCUCUGAGCUGCUCCACGACAAGAGAAGGAAGUUCACCUUCUCCGAGUCAGCUUACUUCUGGCGCUGGUGGAAAGAACAGAGGCCACUCACCAGGGCGACCUUCAGGAGUUUGGUUCAGGAGGGGAGGGUGGAGUUCGCGGGAGGGGGCUGGGUGCAGAACGACGAGGCAGCGGUGGACUAUCUGCAACUGAUUGACCAGUAUACUUGGGGACUCAGAAAACUAAACGACACCCUCGGCAUUUGCGGCAAGCCGAAAGCAGCGUGGCAGAUUGACACCUACGGCCAUACUCGCGAGCAGGCCUCGCUGUUAGCGCAGAUGGGCUUCGACGGACUCUUUAUAGGAAGAGUAGACCAUAAAGAAAGGGAAGCCAUGAUAGAAGAGGACAGAAUGGAGUUCAUGUGGAGAGGCAGCGACGUUUUGGGAAAGAUGUCGGACAUCAUGACGCACACUCUCUUCAACCUUUACAACGCACCUGAUGGCUUCUGUUUCGAUUUCCUCUGCAACGAUGAGCCGAUCAUCGACGACCCUGAUAACAAGGUUUACAAUGCUGAGAGGAGGGUAAACGACUUCAUAGCCCAAAUAGAGCGGCAAGCCAAGUACUACGACCACGACAACAUCAUGGUGACGAUGGGCGGAGACUUCACGUACCAGAGCGCGGCCAACUGGUUCAUGAAUAUGGACAAGCUUAUCAACCACGUCAACACCCACCCCGCGAACUUGUCAGACAUCAACAUCUUCUACUCGUCGCCAUCUUGCUAUUUGAAGGCCAUCUACUUGUACGGGAGAAGGGAUAAAGCUAUGUACACAGAAAAAGGGGAUCACGUGCCAUAUGAUAGCGACGCUUCUACAUAUUGGACAGGGUACUACAGUUCUAGACCUACCCUCAAAUAUUUGGCUAGAAGGGCGCAUCUUUUUCUUCAGGUGGUAAAACAGAUCACAGUGAUAGCCCGCACUGGUGACUCCUACGAGCUUCAUCUCCUCAGACAUGCUGUGGCUUUGACGCUCCAUCAUGACGCCAUCACUGGAACAAGUCAGCAACAUGUAGCGAAUGAUUUCACAAGACUCCUGAGCGAGGCGAUGGAUACCUGCAGCAAGAAGGUUUCAAAUCUUUUGAGCUACCUGACGCCAACUUGGGGCAGCAGCAGAAGGUCGAAGAACAAUCAGCAGUUCGUGACGUGCCACCAGAUGAACGUCAGUCAAUGUAGAUUUCUGGAAACUCAAGACGCGAUUCUCUUGCUGGUGUACAACCCGCUCAGCGUGAAGACCUACCACUACGUGAGACUUCCAGCAAUCGCUCUGCACUACUCCAUCAGGGAUUAUAAUGACGAAGAAGUGGAGUACCAACUAGUGCCUCUCCCGAAGGCGGUCAUCAACGUCCCAGGGAGGACCUCCUCAGCCAUCCAGGACCUGGUCUUCGAGGCAGAGAAUAUCCCUCCUUUAGGAUUCACGGCAUACUAUAUCACCCCUGUGAGAGACCAGUUGGAAGAAAACUCUUACGCUAAGAAACAUUCAGUAUCAAAUUCUGAGGCAGAUAUGGAAGUUAUUCCAUACAUUACUAACGAGUACCUCAGGGUAUCAGUCAACAAGGACACCGGCUUCCUGGAGUCCAUCCAGCACGUGGAUGGGGUUAAGGUCCAGGUGUCCCAGAACUGGUACUAUUAUAAGCAGGCCCAGCAGACGCUGCAAUCCGGGGCAUAUAGUUUCAGGCCUGAUAGCGAUCGACCCACACCUGUAACCGAAAAAGUGACUUACCACGCGGUCCGAGGCUCUCUAGUCAAGGAGAUCAGGCAGCGCUUCAGCGACUGGAUCACCCAGGUCAUCAGACUGUACCGGGGUGAGGAGUUCUUGGAAGUGGAAUGGGUGGUGGGACCAGUGCCUCUUGGCACAGACCUGGGCAAAGAAGUGGUCAGCGUGUUCUCCACCAACAUCACAAACAGCGGGGAGUUCUCCACCGACUCCAAUGGCCGACAGAUGAUGAGAAGGUCUUGCUGGAAUGAUAGCACUAGCCACCAACAAAAGAAGCCGGUAGCCUCAUGCUACUAUCCAGUGACAUCUCGAAUCUGCAUCCACUCGCUGAACACUAGUGUUGAGUUGUGUGUGUUGACCGACCGAGCGCAAGGAGGCACGUCUUAUAAUGAAGGAGAGAUCGAGCUGAUGGUCCACAGAAGGCUUCUGACAGACGAUGGGUUUGGGCUUGAAGAGUCUCUGAAUGAAGAAGCACAUGGAGCUGGACUGGUCGUGAAGGGGAAACACAGAAUACUCUUUGGAAACUUUAGACAAGAAGUCGACGACUUGACGUUCUCUGAGAGAGUCGCUCACGCUGCUAGAAGAUGGCAGAUGGAGCCGUGGCUCUUCUUCGCUUCUGGGGAGAAAAUAAACAGAAGGAAGUGGCAGAACGUUAGGAACAAGAGGUUCUCAUCACUCCGACUUCACGGGCUGCCUCGGCAUAUCAACAUUCUGACCCUUGAGCCUUGGAAGGCUGGGUCGGUUUUGCUGAGGCUGGAGAAUACUUUGGAGAAACCACUCAGGGGUAACAUGAAAGAAAAGGUGGAAAACCCCGAAGACUACGCCACCAAGUCCUCCUUCAUCACGGUGGAGCUCCGCAAGAUAUUCCUGCAGAUGCAGAUCAAGAUGAUCCGGGAGACCACCCUCGCUGCCAACCAGUGGCUCGACGAUGCUAGGCAGAUGGACUGGAGUACCAGAUACGUUUACACAGGAGGUGACGAUGGUAUACUACCAGAGGAUAACGAUAUGGAUAAGGAAGAAGGAACAAAGCAAAAUGACGGGGCAGAACCUGUAAAUGAAGAACACUACUCAGACGAAGACCAAAACUACCGCAAGAAGCCACCGCGUCAAAAAUACUACUCUGACAAAGUCCGAUCCAAAAUCAGGACUCAAAAACCUAGCUACGAUUAUGAGAGACGAAAACGCUCUAUCAACAUCACCGAAAACAUCAACGAGAACAUAAUCAACAACACUUUCGAUGACGUCAGAACUGAACUGACCAAUGACGUCAAAUUUAACGAAAGCAUCACCACAGUUAAAGAUACCGAAGUGCCGAUAUUCGUCUACAAUCUGACGACGACAGAAAUGUACAAAAAGGUGACGAAAAAGCCGCAAAGGUUGAGUUUUUGGAGCAAAACGGCGAGGCCGAAUCGGUUUUCGUCUAUAAUGGGGAGGGAUUCGGCGGAGAUCGUCUCGGAGGAAGAAGAUUUCUCGUCUAAUAUGAAGAAGAGGUUGCCUAGACGAAGGAAAUUGAGUAAUGUGAAGAGGACUAGGCCUCCAGUUCCAGAAACCCCAACAGACGAUUGCGACGACGGAAUAACAAAAUCUAUGUACGAAAUGUACUACAAAACCCCAAGAUUUUACCCCAAAUCACGCAACGUAGAAGACGAGCCCAGAUUUAGAAGGAAAAAGAAGAAAACUAGAAGAUACAGGCAGAAUUACGACUAUGAGGAAUCGACAGCUUCUCUAGAACUUACGACUAAAAGAACAAAGGGUAGACCGAGAAGAAGGGAGAAGUUUACCAGUGUGGAUAUGCCGUUCUUCUUAACUGAUAGGAAGAAGGUAGCAGAUGAUAGUGGAGAAGAAGUGAGAAGAGAAUUGGUUGAAGAGAUCAAUCAACCUAAGGAUGGUCAAAUCCCUCAUUCAACAAAUAUAAGGGAGAAGCGACGGAGGCCUCUCUCGCAGGAAUACGACGACUCAGAAUCUGAGGAAGAUGAGAAAGAGGUAGAAAACGACUACAAAGACUACGGGAAAAGGACAGAAAGUCGGAGAAAGAGGGACAUAAAGGAGGAUGAUGGAGCAGACCCCACCAACUCCAAGGAACAGGAGGUGGACAUGGAUUACGUGAUAACACUGCGCCCCACGCAGAUCCGAACCUUCGUGGUGUGGUUCCAUGAGAGCAGGAAAGCUUAUACCUGAGUUUAGAGCCAAAUUGGGUAUCUUUAAUAAGCAUGAUGACCAAGAGUUACAGUGCAUAAGGAUUUCAAUACGGAAGAUGCGGGUUACUAAACUAAGGCCCGGUUUCCAUCAAAGCGGAGCGGUGCUGAGCGGAGCAGAGUUUUUUGAAUAAUCAGAGGUGGAAUUGUGUAAAGCAAUCGUAAUCAUUUGACAGUUCAUAACGUACGAUAAAGUCAGUUAAACAAAGCGUUUGACAAAAUAAUCGUACGUUAUGAACUGUCAAAUGAUAACGAUUGCUUUACACAAUUCCACCUCAGAUUACAUUAUUUGCACAUCUCCACUCCUCUCGCUUCGGUGGAAAUGGAAUUAAAUGGAUCGAGCGGAGAAGUGUCGGGCGUACCUACUUGUUUUUCAGAAUUAGACACCUCCUUUCGUCUCCACUCUUCUCCGCUUCACUUACUUUAAUUUCGAACUCCUCCUAUGUUCUUCUGAUUAAUUUCGUUGCGGGUCCAAUGACAGUUUAAUUUUCCCCCGGGACAAACUUGACCUUAAUUGGUUGGGUUUUUAUGGCGGUCAAGCUUUAGAUCCUGGCUACACAGGAGUUGCAGUGGUGGGAACGAGAGGUGGGAAUAGUCCCGUUCUCCGCUUCACUUUGAUGGAAACAGCCUGCCAGCUUCGCUGCACAUUUCCUCUCGUCUCCGCACCGCUCCGCCAGCUCCGCCUUGAUGGAAACUAAGCCUAAAGGCUCCAAUGUUUUUUUGACUGUGACUCCUUUGUAGGAUUUGCCACAAUGAAUGCGGUCUGCGGUCAGUAAAUGCAGCCCGCAGACCGCAUUCAGUGUGGCAAAAUCCUUGGUAAAUCUAAGAACGCCUAUUUAUUUUUCUAUCACCAAACACAUUGAAUUUAUUUUUGAGUGAACGAAACAAAUAGUUUUUUAUUGUUUUAAAGAGUAUAUUUAUUAAUUAAUUUAAGCACACACCUAAUUUAUACCAAUGCAAAUAAAAAUGAUAAUUAUUUA